UUUUUGCGGAGAUCCGAGCCGGUUCCUCUCUUAUUUGGGAGAAAUCGGACAUUAAUUUGCGGAUUAAAAAAAUAACGCGAGAGUUUGCAACUUGCUCCCUGUGUAGUUACAGUGUCAGAGGUAAGAAGGGGGACCGCGCAUGACCCGGCGAGCGGCUCUGCGCGGCGCUCCGGAGCUCGGAGGCUCCGCUCCGAAAUGGCCGAAUACCCCGAAGCAUGCCAGGUGUGACGAAGACCUGACAGCUCGAGGCACGCGGCCAAGCUCUGCUCGCCCACCCGGCUCCACGUGGGCGAACCCGCUCCGCGCGCCCACCAGCUCGCGCCCACUGCUCCAGCGUCCCGGGUACAGAUGGGUUUCCUCUUUUUCCUAUUUGACAGAUUGGUCGUCGAGGACUGACAGGAUCCACUGUAAGGUAUGUGAGAGACGGGCAUGCUGGGGGGCGGCCGGCCAGGGGGGCGCACCCGCAUGAGCCCAGCGGCAGGUGACAGGAGACAGGGGCUGGAGCACAGUGAGGAGGGUCCCUGUGAGGAGGCCAUGGACGGCAGGUGUGGAGAGCGACCUCGGCCUGGGAGCCAGGAGCUGAGACCUGUCCCAGGGGCCAUGCUGUCCCAGUGGAGGGAGCAGUUUCGCAGCCAAGCCCGAGUGCGAUGCCCUCGCCCCGGCUGUUGUCUCGACUUUCCCAGCCUCUAUGGCCUCAAGUACCACUACCAGCGCUGUCUGGGGGCACCGCCAGCAGAGCGCCAAAGUCACCACUGCCCACACUGCAAGGGCACCUUCUCCACGGAGGCUCGCCUGAGGAAGCACCUGGCCUGGAGCCACCCCGGCUGGGCCCUCCGUGCACCAGCACGGCUCAGGUUCGGGGCACCAGAGCUUUCACCCACCAGGAAAACCGGUGGAAAAAGGCCCACAAAAUCCCCAAACCCCAUCCCUGGGGUCCCAAAGGUUUUGAAGGCCCAGCACACAGCCCACCCAGCCCAGAAUGGCGAGAGAGUGCCCCAGACCCAGCCGAGCAGCAGCAGCUCUUCUGACAGCUCGUCCUGGACCUCUGCCAGCAGUGGGAGUGAGAGUGACAGUCCCUCCCCACUUUUGCCGGAGGCAGAGGAGCAUGAGGAGGCAGAGGAUGAGGAAAAGGAUCUGGAGAGAUCGAGGCAUAGAAGGAAACAAAAAACUCCCAAGAAGUUCACUGGGGAUCAGCCGUCCAUAUCCGGCACCUUUGGCCUGAAAGGACUGACCCAGUCGGAGGACAGACCGAAGGGCCGGGGGGCAGGAGCUGACUGGAACGGCUUCACCCAGGGCUGCAUGAGGAAGACCCCCCCCGCCUCCCACCCCGAGCAUCCUGACGGCCGGGGGUGGCCCACCUUGAUCGAACGGUCCAGGGGUCCCGUGAGGAGGCCCCUACCAGCCCACCCGAGACGCACAGAGGUCUGCCAGAAGCUCCAGGAUGCUCUCAGUUGUUCUCAGUGCCGGAGGCAGUUUUGCUCCAGGGCUGGGCUGGAGUUCCAUACCGCCGUGGAGCACAGCGACAAGAAUCGAUGUGGCAGAGAAGUAGAGGAGGUCAAGGUGCCUGUCUUCCAGUGCCAGCACUGUGGCAAAAAUUAUAGGUCCAAAGCCGGCCGAGACUACCACCUGCGAUCAGCACAUGCCACUGCGACCACUAGUGCUGCCAUGGGCCUGAAGAGGCAGCAGCCGAACGAGGGCCGCGAAGAAGGGGAGAACCUAGAUGAUGGGGGGAGUGAGAAGGAGGAGCAGAUGGAGGAGGAAGUCGAGGAGGAAGAACAUCGAGAUGGCAGCAGUACGGAGGAAGAGGAACAGCCAGAGCCAGGAGACCCCAAGAGGGAAGGUCGGUGUGAGCGCAUUCCGACUGAGGAAGAGGAGCAGGCGACAAGACUCAUGUCAACAGAGGAAGAGGGGCGGCCUGAGCAUGUGCUGACAGGGGGUGAGCGGCGGCCCGAGCUUAUGCUGACCAUGGAAGAGGGGCGGCCAGAGGAGGACUUUGGGAGGACGCCCAGUGGGAGGGUGCGGCGCCGAUCUGCCCAGGUGGCCGUGUUCCACCUGCAGGAAAUUGCAGAAGAUGAGUUGGCCAGUGACUGGGGAGGACGAAGACAUCGGAGGGAUGACCUCGUCCCCGACAGUAGGAAGCUCAACUACACCCGUCCACGACCUCUGACCCUCAGCCCCGGGACGGUGGAAAGGUGGAGGAUGGAGCUGAAAGAGAAGGGCUUCAUCUGCUGCCCUAACACCGGCUGUGAGGCUGUCUACACGAGUGCGGCCGGCCUGAAGGCCCACCUGGCAGGCUGCGAGAAGGGAGGUGGCUCCGCAGGGAAGUACACCUGCUUGCUGUGCCAGAAGGAGUUCGGUUCAGAGAGCGGCGUAAAGUACCACAUUGGGAAGACACACUCUCAGAACUGGUUCCGCAGCACUAACCACCCAGGCCCCAGCAGCGGGAGCAAAGGUUCGCAGAAUGGCCUGAAGGGGGCGCCGGAGAGCAGCGCAACAGUGAAGAAGAGAGGCCGCAAGCCCAAGGAGCGACCACCAGAUGGCAGUGACGAGUCGGAAGCCGGGGCCUGCUCAGUCAGAGACUGAAAUGUUCUGAUACCCUGGCUGUUACAAGCUGCAUCAGCAGAGCUUCAGCAGAGAGUGUCAGCUUUGUCCAAAACAGACCUUCUGCCAAGAGGAGGGGGGCUCCUAACUCCCAAUGACGCGUACAACAGCAGGCAUAUAGACAGUGAGCAUUACAAACUAUUUUCACUCGAACUUUGAAAUAUCAGGUAAAGAUACCAGGUUUUCCCCAGAAGUUGAUAGAUUUUUUUUUUUUUUUUUACUUUUUAUUGCCAACAAAGUAAUUACGUUGGGCAUGGGGGUGUUGUGGGUGCGUGAAAAAAAAGUAUAUUUUAAGCCCAUAGUAUUUCUGAGGGCCAGCUAGCUGUGCUGUGUUAACUUCACUUUGUGACUGUAAAGGUAAGCUAGGCCCUGCUUGCUAAGCUGGCGGUGCUGCUUUCAGCCCUGGCCACUGGGGGGCGCCGGCCUAAAAGGUUGCUUUUUUUUUGUCCUAUUCAAAAUGGUACUAGUGUCAGCUGAACUUUGCUGUAAAUAUAUAAACUGACCGUAUACCCGUAGGUCUGUAGACCGUGUAAAUGUCUAUAUAGGCAGAUGUGUGACCCCCAGAUUCCAGUUCUAUUUUUAAGCGAUUCAGUUCUUAAGUCGUUAGCAUCAUUGCAGUUUAUGCAAUGUAAGUAAUGAUCAGAUGUGUCGUUUUACGUUGUGUUUUAGAGGUUUUUCAAUCUAAAUGCUGUUCUCUUUGCACAGAGUACUAAACUAUUACUUGUGAUAAUCAGAUUUGUAUUGACAUAUGCGUAGCAUUCUAAGCUGUUGGUAUUUUUUCCUGUCAUUUGUUGGAAGUUAAGACUGGGAUGUUCUUAAUGGAUGGCAGUUAUUUUGGAUCGUUGCGUCCAGAGAUUGUUUAGCACAGAGGGCAGCAGUGCAAUAUUUCCACAGGAGCCGGGUGCAGUGUGGCUGCCAGUGUUUAGCAGAAUGUCCUUCUGUGACUUUAUUGUCUGAUUACUAUUUUUUUUGUUGGUUUUCAUUUCUGCUUUGGUGCAGAAAACGCACAGUGUUGGAAGUGCCUGAUCGGGAGACGCUGAAUUGCUUUGGGUUGAGAUCCGGGUGGGGAUGGGACCCCGUUGUUCUGCACUCCCUCAUCUGUUGUGGUGGGGGCUUCCGUUGGGGGGGGGGGGGUCAGCCCCGGUACUGGUAAACACAUAUUCGGAUAGAACAGUUCAGUCGUUUCCGGUCUUUUCCAAUGACUCCAGAUGGGUCACGCUCGCCGACUUCACAUCACAUGGUGGCGAGUGCCUGAUGUCAUCUUGGAGAAGCUGAUAAAGCACUAAGUUUUGGAAUUAGAGUUUUGGACCCUCGCUGUACUGUGUAAGAAAUGGUGCCCUAGUAUUUGGAAAAUAGAAAUGCAAAUUAUUCAACACUAGCCGAAACAUACACGCACACACAUUACAUUAAUCAUACAUGCUCUCUGAGUCCCCAGAAAUGGUGCUUAAAUAAGUACCAAGAGUGAUGUCAGUGUGGCAUGAAGAGAUGUGGUCAAGAGGGCCUGUAAAUUGCAUUUUUCUUGCACUUUAAAAUACCCCCUCUUCUUCCAUGCAUUUUUUCAGAUUCCUUAACUGCUAUAGGGCAUCAGAACAGGACUGGUAUCUGCCAUAGUGUUAACAGAAAGGCAUCUAAUAGAACAAGCGGAUGAUAGAUUUUUAACAAGUUGGACCCGUUUCAGCAUGAGCUUCCAGGUAGCUGCUUUAGCCAGCUGCUGUUUUAAUGUCCUUAUCAUUUGACCCUCCACUCAAAACACCUUGCACAUUAGGAGCGUAUUUGGGAGCCCUGUUGUACUUAUUCCGAUCAUCGUAGUGAGAGAUCUGAUAAUCCUUGAGGUCCUGAGAGCAGGAACGGCAGAUACGAUGCACUCGCUCGGAUGCUUAGCAGAUAUUUUUGAGGGCGUCCCACGGCUGUAGAUGGGGGGGGGGGGGGUUGCAAAGCAAUACUCAGAGUGUAAGUCCGGUAUAUGUCAGCCUGCAACUAGCGGGGUUUUGUGGGAGAUCCAGAACCAUAAUCCUGCAAUAUAUGCAAGAGUCGUGCACAGAGUGACCAAGAUGUAAGAGCAGAGCUUAGACCACAACUCACGAGAUGAGACUUUGCAUUCUAGUUUAGGUUAUAAGGGUACGCUGGGUCGCGUUACAGCACAAGUACAAAGCAUGAGAUAUACAGUAUGCUACAUCUCUUUCAGUAUUUGGAAAAAGGUGAUUGUUGACAAUUCUGUGUCGGUGAAUGAGAAGUUUGUGAGGAUGUGAUAGAACCCCCUCAAUGGGAAGCUUCCAAUUUCAGAAAAUUCGGUUAAAUUUAAAUAAAAUUUUAUUUGUAUAACGCACUUUCACAACAAUACGUUGCUUCACAGCGCUGUUAUUCCUGCCCAGCGCCACCAGAAAGCAAGCCAGUGGCAGCAGUGCUAAGGGAAAAACUUCCUGGAAGGAAGAAGCCUUGGGAAGAACCAGACUGAAAGGGGGGGAGCCCAUCCACCUUGGGCCAUCAGAGGAAGUCAAAGUCCUUAUUUAUAUAUUGCAGACUGUGGAAGAUCCAGUGAAGUUAUAGAUGCUGAUGUCAGGGCAGGCAGGUAAUGGCAGAAUGAGCGGUGCUGUAGUCCAGGCAGGAAGUAUGUCACAGGCAAGCAGGAAGUAUGUCACAGGAAGAAGGGGUGUCACCGGCAGCAGGGCAGGUGGGAUGUCUUGUUUUUUGUGUCUCCAGGCAGCACACCUGAGAACAGAUGGGGGGGAAAAACAAAGUACUGUAGCCAAAGUAGAGGAGACUAGAGACAAAGAGAGCAAAGAGUUAGGUGAGUGCAAUAUGUAAGCUCCAGCAGAUAUGGCUAAUGCGGCAUACGUGAGGGAGAGGCAGGUAGGAACGUAGGCAUGGGGAGUCCCUGAAAUGUGAGCACUCCCAAUUCCACAAAGGGGUGUGAAGCUAGAGUGACAGCACUGACAGUUCAGUUCAUCCAGAGCCAAUGGCACUAAUUCCCACCCAGCUCUACACCUCACACUGUAGGUCUUACUGGGAGUGAGCAGUUGGUUAGCGCUAGAACUAGAGUCCCUGUAAGCUAGACUAAACAAGUGUGUUUUAGUCUAGAAUUGAUUAUUGAGAGUGAGCCUGAAUCUUGCACAUCCACUGGGAAACUAUCCCACAGCUGCAGAGCUCUGUAAGAGAACACCCUGCAGCCUGCCAUAGCACUUUCUACUCUAGGUACUAAUAGAUAUCCUGCUCUUUGAGAUCGAAGCAGGUGUGGAGGGUUGUAAGAGCCCAGUAGACAUCCAAGAUAUUCUGGCAUAAGGCCAUUAGGCUUUAUAAAUUCAUAGCAGUAUUUUGUAAUUAAUCUGACAUUUAACUGGAAGAAUACUGUCUGCACCUGUGCCACCCAUGAGGAUGAGGGACCAGGCAGUCUGGGUGGGCACAAUGGACAUUCUUAAUGGAGGAGUGAUCCGUAAUGUCUCCUGCCAGAACCCAAGAAUUCCCUUCGGUUAUUAGCCUGUCCAGUCCACCAAGUGGAAAUUCUGGUAGUCCAAAAGCACAUGGAGAGGAUAUGCAAGACCCUCAUCCAGAAGUAGAGGUGGUGGAACCUGGAAAUUUGGAAUCUAUGUCUGUCUGGAAGGUGGGAAUCUAAUCCCGUGGCUGGCAAAGUAAUUCUAUCACCAUUGGGCCCAAAAGCAAGGCCUUUAACCCCAUUUGCAACAGGAACCUUGGCUGACCUUACUGAUACAAUGCUAGUGUCCCUUUCAUGUCACUUGUAUGUCGCUUUGGAAAAAGCAUCUGGUAAAUGUGUAGAAGAGGAAUGUGGUACCUUAGAAAUCUAUUCACAGUCACCGAAAUGGCUGUUGAAUCAUGUCAACUGGAAAGAUCUGUAACAACGAUGCGUGACCAGAGCCGGUUGGGUACAGCCAAGGGUUCAGGGAGGCCUGGGGGCAGCUGAUGACCACAGUCAGGACAGUUUUUACAAGGUGAGGUAGAUCUUGAUACAGCGACGGAUUCAGAACAUGUUCUUAGUAAGUGACGACAUACACAGGAUACCUGGGAGUCCAGAGCUGUAGUAGAGGAAGGUGUACUACUGGGCUGUAAGUGCAUGUUUGUGGUAUUUGAUCCAUUAAUUCCCACCAUUUUGAAGCUACAAUACAUUUGAUGGGAGUAUAGUGUCUGAAGUGUUGUGAGCCUAUGAAGAGUCAUUGAGGGGAAAUGAUGCAUCAGCCUUUGUGUUCAUAGAUCCCUGCUUAUAAAUAGUCAGUUAUUUUUGGUUUACCCUAACAGGGACCAGCAUGCCUGACGAGGGUUCCAGCUCUUAGAUGUUCCAAAGUGUUCUAUUAUUUUAAUGAUUGGUGAAGAUGAAGAAAGAAUGUUGUGUCUUCCAGUCAAUGUCUCUGCCCUUUGAAGACCACCAAUAGCUAAACGUUCCUGAUUCUUAAUAUCUGAACUCCUUUCUACUAGCUUUCUGGAGAAGAAGAUACAUGGAUGUAAUGUAGGCAGUUCACGUUGUCUUUGGAAAAGAACGGUGUGAGGCAUCCACCUCUUCAGUAAAAAGCAUGGAAGGGUCUGGAUGUAAUAGAAGUAGUGGCAUGUCAGGUGUUCACUUCCCCAGAACUAAGGUUUGCUUCUCCAGUGGUUGUACAUGGAGCCAUAAUGGAACAAAAGCCCUAAAUGGCUGUAGAAAUCUGCGAUUCCUAUAAAUUUUCUUUAUUAUAAAUGGUAUAGGCUAGGUGUUCCCAACCUCUGGAUGUCUGCAGGCUGGCUUAUAUUAUACAAAAUUUGCUGAGCGGGGGGGUCAUUUAUGAUAGCAUUUGUAUAACAUUUUCAUGUAUCAUGGUUUUAUUUUUUUUCCAAUACAGUAUGAUCCCAUAAUAUAUGGGGCGGGUGGCAGGAAGCCCAUUGGAAUACUUCUGCUAACUGGGGGGGUCAGUAUGGAUGAACCUUUCACUGCUUUCCCCUGCUUCCAUUUGUACAUUUUGAAUAUUUAUCAUAUAUCCAAGGAAGCUGGUUUCUGUUUUAUGAAAUUCACAUUUCUUACAAUCCAAGAGCUUCUGCAGAGCAGCCAUAUGUAUCCUACAUGGCUCUUGUAAUCUGAGGAGUAGAUCAGGAUAUCGUAAAUAUCCGUAAUAAAUCCUUUAUGUAGAAUGUUAUUAAUGAAGUCUUGAUACCCUUUGCAGGUCCAACAGAGUGAAAUACUUUAGCUUCCCUUAACUGCUCCUGAGCUGCAGGAAUCGUAGUCAGAGGUUCAAGGGUAACAAAGCAUUAUCUUGAGGCCAUUCAGACUGCUGUAGUAAAUGGCCAUAGACCCCCAGUAACAAAAAGCUGGUCAUGACAGAUGAAGCUGAUGGACAGAUGGAUCCUUGACUCAAAGCUUCCCAUAUAUUUUGUUCCAUAGCUUUAGCUUUAGGAAUUUACAAAGGCUAGAUACAAGCCCUAGGGGAAAUGGCUACAGGCCCAUGAGCAGUGAAGCCGUUAAUGUAAUCCACAGAUAGCGCCUGCAAAGCGACACUUAUCUUGGGUCAGCUGUAUUUAUGUGGUCGGGCUGAUGGUGGUGCUGGCUUACCUCUGCCUACCUGGGAUCCAGCCGUCUGUGUGGUUGAUGUAUUACUUCUGUCCUUGACAUGCUCCACUUUGCGGUCCCAUUUUGUUCUUCUUAUUAAAAAAAAAGAAUUGCUUGAUCAGUUUUGUGCAAUGGCAGAAGGCUGCAUGGGACGCGGUUUUUACAUUGAAAUAGUUUUCCGAAGCCUUUCGGCAAUCAAGGUAAAGUCUGGGCUUGACCUCAGAGCCAAGCAGCACAAGGAAGGUCAGGCACUGGUGCGUUUACUUAGCGUUUGCUCACCUUGUGCAUCCAGCUUUGUUUCCAGCUAACUUGCAUGUUUAUUUGUUUUAACAAAAAUAAUUUGUCUUUUGAGUGGAUUGCAGAUUAUGUACUAAACUGAUUCUAUGAUGCUUUUUCAUACUCAUAGCAUCUUUAAUACUUUACUACCGAUGGUCUGUUUUUAACAGGUAUCAACUAUAUAUCUGUAUUGUUAUUUUGCUGGGGUUUUUAACCAAACGCUGCAUUUUUUUUGUAAAAAUGUCAUGUGGUGUGCUGUUUCUGUGAGAGAAGAGAUGUGCAUAGUGUACAUGUAGUCCAUCCAAGUACUCAGCAGAAAUGGCCUGACAGCCUCGCAGCCUGUCGAAUGUAUACUUCCUUUUAAAAUAAGCUCAAUCCUUCCGAGAACCAGUGAGAUGCUGCGUCUUUCGUUAUAGGUUCUUGUCUUCGGUUCCUUUUGGUUGAUCCUCAAGCCAGCAUCCAGCUGAGCACCAUCUGAGGCUGGGGACUGGGCUGUUUUCACAGUUCCAAAGGGGUGUUUUGCUUCUGGAGAAGAUUUUAAGAAAUACAUUCUAUAGUCUAAAAAGUUUAAUGUGUGAGAACAAUAUUCCAUGUGAAUUUUGAGUGUAGGAAGUUUACAGGGUCUCACUUUGACGAGCACUAAAUGUGACUUUCGUAACGCCUUCGUAAGCGAUGCAUCUCGGCUUCGAUAAGCAUGACAACAGUGACGUCCUCAGCGAGGUUGCCAAGUAACGUGCUUCCCCAAGGGCCCUGUGCAAGACCUCCACCGUGCUCUCAUGUGUAACAUGUCAGAGGCAACACGCAAGCUGUGAAGGUGUUAUGAAGGUCUUUUGGUGGGCUCUGGGUGGUGCUGUUUACAUUAAUAAACCGAAAGCGUCAUCGUGAUCUGACUCGCGGCCGACAGCUUUGAAAGGUGAGGGGAGGCACUGUGCCGUGGUUCAAGGUGUACUGUUGAAGUUUAACGUUGCAUUACCCAUGCAAUAUUACCCUUCAUACAAUGAAUAAAUGAAGUUGAAUAAA
This is a messenger RNA of Brienomyrus brachyistius, 9421 nucleotides long. Its product is annotated as zinc finger protein 512B-like. Lineage: Eukaryota; Metazoa; Chordata; Actinopteri; Osteoglossiformes; Mormyridae. The transcript is spliced from 18 exons. Gene Ontology annotation, molecular function: zinc ion binding. Bases 430 to 2583 code for a protein of 717 amino acids. The record is from RefSeq and is a predicted model, not a curated record.